AUACAGGAUACAAAAACCCUCAUGAGCCGAACCAGUCAACCAGAGGCCACCAACUGUCUGAGGAGGAAGGUCAGCAAACACCAGGACAAGACUGCAAAAAAAAGAAAAGUCCAAGAAAUUAAGACCAUUUUGAUGAAUUUCACUUCAGACUGAGGUUGCAGGGUCUUGUAAAUCCUUGGUCGUAACACCAGCUUUGGACUCACGCCGAUCACAGACAGCUGCAUCCUAAUAUUCACAGAUAUGACUGCAUGCAUCUUCUUACGGGGAGCAAAAAUUGACAGAGAAUUGGCAGAUGAUGAAAUUGAAGAGCUGAGAGAGGCAUUUAAUGAAUUUGAUAAAGAUAAAGAUGGUCUAAUUAGCUGUAAGGACCUGGGAAACCUGAUGAGGACGAUGGGUUAUAUGCCAACCGAGAUGGAACUGAUCGAGCUGGGCCAGAACAUCAACAUGAAUUUGGGAGGGAGGGUCGACUUUGAAGACUUUGUGGAGUUAAUGGCCCCAAAGCUUUUGGCUGAAACAGCAGGCAUGAUUGGUGUGAAGGAACUGCGAGAUGCUUUCAAAGAGUUUGAUAUGGACGGCGAUGGCUCGAUCACUACCGAGGAGCUGAGGUCCGCUAUGAGUAAACUACUGGGAGAACACAUGAACCACAGAGAGAUUGACGCUGUCGUCCAAGAGGCGGACAAUAACGGUGAUGGUACGGUAGAUUUCGAAGAAUUUGUGAAGAUGUUGUCAAGCUGCUGAGAAAAUCCUCUUGCUGGAUGCUGCAGAUACAGAAAACAUAUACGACUGCACUCACAACAGCAUUAUGCAUAUCCAUAAAUAUAAUAGCAAUGUACAGAAAGAUUUCUUCCCCCCGCAAG
Sinocyclocheilus grahami is the source of this 857-nucleotide messenger RNA. It is a transcript of the gene cabp5a, whose product is annotated as calcium binding protein 5a. Gene Ontology annotation, molecular function: calcium ion binding; calcium channel regulator activity. Gene Ontology annotation, cellular component: cytoplasm. The record is from RefSeq and is a predicted model, not a curated record. The transcript has 7 exons. The coding region runs from base 241 to 738 and encodes 165 amino acids. Lineage: Eukaryota; Metazoa; Chordata; Actinopteri; Cypriniformes; Cyprinidae.